UUUUUCAACAUCCAGCCCUUUUAUACACAUACGAGCCUGGCCUACAACUCUUCCGGUCUAGUAUCUACACUUUCCAUAACACGAAUUCGAACAUGGCCAAAGUAAUCCCGCAAUCAACAGAUUCAAUGGUCCGGUAUCUGUCCACGUCUCAAGCCUACGAUCUCUGGGCGGCCGUGUACGACAGUGAUGGCAACUUUCUGCAAGCCUUGGACACCAUCGAGAUGAAGAAGCUUAUGCCACGUAUGUUCAGCUUGCUGGGGACGUCACAACUACCCCGGCCAUGGAAAUUGGUCGACCUUGGCUGCGGGACGGGCAGAAAUACGGCUGCAUUGUUGGAAGUCGAAGACGCCCGUGUCGUCGGGCUAGAUGUGAGUCCUGGCAUGCUCGACGUGGCCGGGCGACGGUUGGAUAAACACAGAAAGGAAGGCCAAUUGAAAUUGGAAGUCUUCGACAUGAUAGAGCAACCUUCUCCGCCUGAUUCGGCCAUUGGUGCUGACGCUGUGGUAUCAACACUGGUCCUUGAACAUAUUCCGACAGACACCUUCUUCAGCCAUGUCGCAAAGAUUCUCAAACCUGGCGGAAUCCUGCUGUUGACGAACAUGCACGCCGAGAUGGGUGCGAUGAGUCAAGCUGGAUUCGUGGAUCCUAAAACCGGCGAGAAGAUCCGCCCAACAAGUUAUGCUCACACGGUCGCCGAAGUCGAGGACGAAGCAGCCAGAAAUGGUCUGAGUGUUAUUGACAAAGUCGAGGAGAGAGUCGUGGACAAAUCCAUGGUGCCACUGCUUGGUGGUCGAUCUGAGAAAUGGGUUGGUGUGACGGUUUGGUUUGGAGGUAUAUUUCGAAAAACGUCCUGAUUCAUGAGCGUAUGGGUCACUCAAUUGUCCGGGGAAUACUAGGUGUUUCGAGUCCGGCUGGAAAAGAAGCCACGCGCCAAACGUGCUCUAUGCUGUACAAGAUUUUCGUGACGUUGCAGAGCCGUCUUCAACGACGGUGUUUUCCAUUCAAUGCCAUCAUCGAGGAUGAUCUGGGUAUAUGCGAAAAGACUUGCGUCGAAAAGGCCGGGUGUGGUUUGUCCAAAGAAGAAUCUGUUCUCGCCUAGGAGAAUGGAUAGUGCUCGGAAUGCUUCUUCUGCUUGGCUGUACAGUUCUUGUGGAUCAAUGAUGGUAUUGGUCUUCAACAAUUCCUCUCUGGCAGCGUUGCGAAGUUGAUAUGCAAGGCUCAACUGGACAGGCCAGGAUGUUGAAGCGCUGGCAACAUACAUUGGCCAUGCUACAGCGUUGAAGUUAUCUUUGUCCAGGUACAAAUAGUACAACCAUGCGCUCCGGAUAUUAUGAUCAAUU
Exophiala xenobiotica is the source of this 1340-nucleotide messenger RNA. RefSeq lists its product as uncharacterized. NCBI's taxonomy places the organism in Eukaryota, Fungi, Ascomycota, Eurotiomycetes, Chaetothyriales, Herpotrichiellaceae. The transcript has a single exon. The record is from RefSeq and is a predicted model, not a curated record. The coding region runs from base 93 to 854 and encodes 253 amino acids.